AUGGAUGAAUUUGGAACAAAUCUCACAAAGCCACUUACGUCUCCAAUUAUUUUUGAUGCAAAGAAUUUGACACUUGCAUAUAAAACAAUUACUGUUUUUUAUUUUGAGUACUACUUGGGCGAAGAAUAUGGUGAAAUUUUGCUUGGUUACUGGUGUGGUGUUAUUGUUAUUGGAACUGUUAUUAAUUUCUUAACAAUUGUUACUCCCAAGGUUUUACUUAAAAUGAAUAAUCCGAUGGUCGUUAAGUUUCGUCAACUUUUCAGUACACCCGCUACCUUUGGGUUUAAGCAUUCUAUUCCUAUUGGAUGCUGUAAGAAUAUAAUUGCCAUGGCCACACCUACUCGUGCACAAUCGUUGGUCGUUGCUGGAUAUGUUGUUAUGAAUAUAAUACUUGGAAUGAUUAAAUAUGAGCCUUUUGUUCCCAACAUGUGGUAUGACACCGUUCAUGAGCAAUUAAUCCGAUACAUUACUGAUCGUACAGGAAUGAUGGGAACUAUUCAAAUAAUUCCUGUUUUUAUUUUUGCGGCCCGCAACAAUCUCCUUCAAUUGUUGACAGGAUGGUCUUUUGACACAUUUAAUGUUUACCAUCGAUGGGUUGCCAGAGUCAUGAUGUUUCAUAUUUUUAUGCACUCUGUGACUUGGACAUGGCUUGAACGUGAUUAUCUUUCUGUGAUAUUUAAAUAUAGAUACUGGCGAUGGGGAGUUGUUGCCACAGUGUGUGGAUGUAUCAUGUUGGGACAAAGUAUUAUUUUCUUUCGUGCCAAAACAUAUGAAUUUUUCCUAGCUUUCCAUAUUGCUUUAGCUGUGUUUUUUGUCAUUGGAUGUUGGUACCAUUUAGAAUGGGUGGGCUGGCUUAACUGGGUUUAUCCUCUAAUUGCUUUAUGGGGUUUUGAUAGAGCCGUACGGCUUGGUAGAUUAGCUUGGUCGGGUCUUGGUACUUCACAAACAAAGCUUUAUCCUAAUGAUCUCUUUCGAAUGACUAUCGAUUAUCCUAAAAGAUGGAAGGCCUAUCCUGGCUGUUACGUUUAUGUCCACAUCAUGCGUCCUUGGGGCUUUUGGGAAUCUCAUCCUUUCACAGUUUAUCAAUCUGCUCUUCCAGAACAUGAAGGUAAGCUUAUGAUUGGUGCUACUGUCAAAGAAGGAAUGACCAAGAUGAUUGCUAAUGACUUGACAAAAGCUGGUGGUGAUAAGGCUAUUAAGGUUUUGAUUGAUGGUCCUUAUGGAACCUGCCAUAAUAUUGCCCGCUAUGAUACAGUCAUCUGUUUAUGUGGUGGUAUUGGUGUUACUGCUGCCUUUUCUUAUCUUUUGGACAUUAUCAAAAACAAAUAUCAUGAUCAACACUUGAUUUUCAUUUGGGUUACACGUCACCAAUCGUCUUUAGACUGUUUCGAAAAUGAACUCAAGUUUUUGAAUGACAGUGACAAAUGCGAUGUUGAAAUUUACCUUACAAGCCCUGACGCUAAUAGCAGUGAUGAUAGCUGCAGCGACAAUGAAAAGAAGUUGAGUGAUACAGGUAGUGACAACUCCAACAGUAGAUAUUCUGUGAUUAAAGGUCAAAGACCAGAUGUUGCAACACUUUUACCCACUUACAUUAGCCAGUCUAAGGGUACUACAGCCGUGAUGGUUUGUGGACCCCCCACUUUGAAUGACUUGGCUCGCCGCACGGUUACGGAUAAUCUCGGCGCUGGUAAUGGUCGUGUUGACUAUUACGAAGAAGCAUUUUCAUGGUAA
Molecule: messenger RNA, 1731 nt
Organism: Magnusiomyces paraingens
Lineage: Eukaryota; Fungi; Ascomycota; Dipodascomycetes; Dipodascales; Dipodascaceae
Exons: 2
Coding region: 1-1731 (576 amino acids)
Biological process (GO): intracellular iron ion homeostasis; iron ion transport; copper ion import
Cellular component (GO): plasma membrane
Molecular function (GO): ferric-chelate reductase activity
Source: RefSeq, a predicted model, not a curated record